Phyllostomus discolor (pale spear-nosed bat) is the source of this 1844-nucleotide messenger RNA. It is a transcript of the gene P2RX1, whose product is annotated as purinergic receptor P2X 1. Bases 446 to 1645 code for a protein of 399 amino acids. Lineage: Eukaryota; Metazoa; Chordata; Mammalia; Chiroptera; Phyllostomidae. Gene Ontology annotation, biological process: response to ATP; monoatomic cation transmembrane transport. Gene Ontology annotation, molecular function: extracellularly ATP-gated monoatomic cation channel activity; ATP binding; purinergic nucleotide receptor activity. The transcript is spliced from 13 exons. Gene Ontology annotation, cellular component: plasma membrane; nuclear inner membrane. The record is from RefSeq and is a predicted model, not a curated record.
CGGGCAGGCGGUGGGAGAGGUCGGGGAACAGAGACGUCAGCCUGACGCUCCUCCUUUGGCUGGACACAGGCCAGGCGUGGCCUCAGAGGGCGGCGGGUGGAAGGUGGCCUGCAAGGACCGGGUGGGAGAUCCUGCCCCGGGCGCCGGGGGUGUCAGGCAGCUGGCCCGGAAGACGCCCUGCUUCCUCUUCUGCCCUCAUCGGCACAGCCGUCCCACAGUCCCUGCCAGGGACCAAGAGCCGCACUGAUCACCCAGGGAUUCUCCCUCCCAAACCAAACGCCUCCAACUGACCUCUGACUCCUGACCUCUGGCCCCAUCUGUCCUGUCCUGCCCUUUGUAAGGGGCUGGGAGUCCCUAGAAACUGUGCCGUGGGAGUGGGUGUCUGCUCACCCAGAGUGCAAAGGCUGUGCAGGGGCUUGGCCCUCAGCCCCCCGCCGAGCCCAGCAUGGCGCGGCGGCUGCAAGAUGAGCUGGCCGCCUUCUUCUUCGAGUACGACACUCCCCGAAUGGUGCUCGUGCGCAACAAGAAGGUGGGCGUCAUCUUCCGCCUGAUCCAGCUGGUGGUUCUGGUCUACGUUGUUGGAUGGGUCUUUGUCUAUGAGAAGGGCUACCAGACCUCCAGUGGCCUCAUCAGCAGCGUGUCUGUGAAACUCAAGGGUCUGACUGUGACGCAUCUCCCAGGAGUAGGCUCCCAGGUCUGGGAUGUGGCUGACUACGUCUUCCCGGCCCAGGGGGACAGCUCCUUCGUGGUCAUGACCAAUUUCAUCAUCACCCCCCACCAGGCCCAAGGCUACUGUGCAGAGCAUCCAGAAGGGGGCACGUGCAAGGAUGACAGUGGCUGCACUCCAGGAAAGGCAGAAAGGAAGGCCCAAGGCAUCCGCACAGGCAAGUGUGUGGCCUUCAAUGACACUGUGCGGACAUGUGAGAUCUUCGGCUGGUGCCCUGUGGAAGUGGAUGAUUACAUCCCACGCCCUGCCCUUCUCCAAGAGGCCGAGAACUUCACUCUCUUCAUCAAGAACAGCAUCAGCUUUCCACGCUUCGAGGUCAAGAGGCGCAACCUGGUGGAAGAGGUGAAUGCCACCUACAUGAAGAGAUGUCUCUAUCACAAGAUCUCACACCCGCUGUGCCCCGUCUUCAAUCUUGGCUAUGUGGCACGAGAGUCAGGACAGAGUUUCAGCACCCUGGCCGAGAAGGGUGGGGUGAUAGGCAUCACCAUCGACUGGAAUUGCGACCUGGACUGGCACGUACGACACUGUAAACCCGUCUAUGACUUCCACGGGCUGUAUCAGGACAAAAAUCUGUCUCAAGGCUUCAACUUCAGGUUUGCCAAGCAUUUCGUGGAGAAUGGGACCAACCGCCGGCACCUCUUUAAGGUGUUUGGGAUUCGCUUUGACAUCCUCGUGGAUGGAAAGGCUGGGAAGUUUGACAUCAUCCCUACAAUGACUACCAUCGGCUCCGGGAUCGGCAUCUUCGGGGUGGCCACAGUUCUCUGUGACCUGCUGCUGCUCCACAUCCUGCCCAAGAGACACUACUACAAGCAGAAGAAGUUCAAGUAUGCGGAGGACAUGGGACCACAGGCGGGUGAGCGUGACCUCGCAGCCACCAGCUCCACCCUGGUCCUACAGGAGAACAUGAAGACGUCCUGACCCACAGCCCCGAGGACUCCUGACUGGACUCAGCUUCAGGCGGGGCCCUGGUGGGGUCCUAGCCAGGGUGGAGGGGUCUCUUUGGCAGCUCUCCCACCCUCUCAGCCAGGCAGAGACCAGUUUGCUGGCAGCUCAGGGUGGACACUGGGAGGGACCUGUGCAAUUAUGAACUUUGGCUCCAAACCCUGCACCCCGCCAA